AGCAACUGGAUCGUGUUGAGGAGGGCAUGGACCAAAUCAACAAAGACAUGAAACAAGCCGAGAAAAAUCUACAAGGACUUGAAAAAUGUUGUGGAUUAUGUGUGUGCCCGUGGAAUAAAGCAAAAAACUUUGAAAAAGGUGGCGAAUACAAGAAAACAUGGGGGUCGAAUGAAGAUGGAAAAGUGGUGAAUAAUCAACCAGCGAGAAUUCAAGACCCGCGAGAAAUGGCUCAAGUCAGCGGUGGUUAUGUAACAAGAGUCACGAACGACGCACGUGAAGAUGAAAUGGAAGAAAACUUAACGCAAGUAGCUGGUGUGAUUGGAAACCUCAAACACAUGGCUAUUGACAUGGGAAAUGAAAUCAGUGCACAGAACCAACAAAUUGACCGAAUUAACACCAAGGCCGACUCCAACAAUGCCAGGAUAGACCAAGCUAAUGAAAGAGCCACCAAGAUUCUCAAAGCUUAAAACUGAGUUGGUAUUAUCAAUAUUAUUCUAUUUAUUCCAUAAACUUUAAAGUGAAAAUAUGAUGGGGUCUAAACUAACCAUGACACUUCAAAAUUAUGGCCACACGACUGCUGUGGCCCUCAUGUGUAUAAUUGUGUUUCCGCUCGCUUACGUGUCACCGCAACAACACACAUGAAGUAUUUAUGCCUCAUUUGCAUAUUUCAUGCCUCACAGAAGAUUUUUAAGCGGCACUGCUUAACAGCCAUGAAGACACACUAUAUUGAUUCUUAAAUCUUAUUUUUUCAAAAAAAAAAUUUUUAUUAAAAAUUUCCAAAUUUUCCUCUGGAUUUGAUGUUUACAUUCCCGUAGAAAGUCCUGCAAACUUGGCAGAUAAAUUCUGAUUCAAUUUCUAUUGAUCAAACGAAUCAAUAGCUUUUAAUUUAAAUAAUAUGAAUCGAAUUUUAACAUGACCCUGUCUCAUUAUGUCCCAGUGCUUUCUGUGUGAAAAUAAUGGUUUAAAUUUGUGCAUAAAAUAUUAUUUUCCCCUAAACAAUUAACAAAUCCAAAAAUCUCUUCUGGAAAAUUUUAUUCAGGGUGUUUUCUUAAGGUUUUACCCUGCUAAAAACGACCUGUAUAGGGCAUUAAAACAUCAUUAUAAAAAAUACCAGAUAUUUGGAUAUUAUGUGCUAAAGAUAUCCCGACUUCCCCCACCCUUUAUAUUUAGCUUUUUGCCAAGCUGAACUGAUUACUGUUGUUUCGUUUUGUGAGUAUAAUACUGCACAUGCACCCUUAUCUAAUCUAUAUUUUAUUGAUCCUAUUACACUAAUUUUAGUCACGACUCCAACGUGUCGUCGUUCAUGUUAUAUUCCAUCAUUCCUACUGCAAUAUUCCCUUACGAUUUGCAAUUGUUUUAUUUUUGUGUUUUCGUCGCUACUUCUAGGUGGCCAUGUAGUCUGUAAUAUAACUCGUGUACGGCAGAUUUGUCGAUCUUCAACUAAAAAUACAUAUAACUCUCACAAAA
Ciona intestinalis (vase tunicate) is the source of this 1467-nucleotide messenger RNA. NCBI's taxonomy places the organism in Eukaryota, Metazoa, Chordata, Ascidiacea, Phlebobranchia, Cionidae. The record is from RefSeq and is a predicted model, not a curated record.